Messenger RNA from Oikopleura dioica, 1182 nucleotides. NCBI's taxonomy places the organism in Eukaryota, Metazoa, Chordata, Appendicularia, Copelata, Oikopleuridae. The record is from the annotation of a GenBank genome assembly.
AUGCCGCCAGUCGAGAAGGAGAACUCCCAACCCUUUGGUGAGCUGACCAAGAACGAUUUGACGAAGAUGACUUCUUCCUUCGCCAAGGUCGACAUCGCCAAGUCGAUGGAUCAACCCAAGACUGGUUCUACUGGCCUUGCCCUCGACAAACAGCAGCAACAGCCCGUUUUGGUCGACGAUUUGGCUUCCUUCGACCCUCAAAUGGAGCCGCUUCUCAAGGAAAACGCCUCACGAUUCGUCAUUUUCCCUAUCGAAUAUCACGAUAUCUGGCGGAUGUACAAAAAAGCACUGGCAUCUUUCUGGACGACGGAGGAAGUCGACCUUGGCCGCGACAUGGAUGACUGGCGAAAACUCAAAAAAGAAGAGCAGUAUUUCAUCAAGCACGUGCUCGCCUUCUUCGCCGCCAGCGACGGAAUCGUCAACGAAAACCUUGUCGACAGGUUCAUGUCCGAAGUCCAAAUCCCCGAGGCCCGGGCUUUCUAUGGCUUCCAGAUAAUGAUGGAGAACAUCCACUCAGAAAUGUACGCCAAGCUGAUUGAAAACUUGGUCACGGACACAAAAGAAAAGAUGGGUCUUUUCAACGCGAUCGAGACGAUGCCUGCCAUCAAGAAGAAGGCUGACUGGGCUUUGAAGUGGAUUGGAGCCGAUGCCCCCUACUCCAUCCGUGUCAUCGCAUUCGCCGCUGUCGAGGGCAUCUUUUUCUCCGGUUCCUUCGCUGCGAUUUUCUGGCUCAAGAAGCGAGGCCUUAUGCCUGGAGUCACCUUCUCCAAUGAGCUCAUCUCCCGCGACGAAGGUCUGCACACUGACUUCGCCUGUCUUAUGUUCAAGCACCUCGUUCAAAAGCCCUCCCAAGAGCAGAUCAUCGCCAUCAUCCGCGACGCCGUCAGCAUCGAGCAGGAGUUCCUCGUAGACGCACUUCCAGUUCGCCUGAUUGGCAUGAACUGCGACUUAAUGAAGACCUACAUCGAAUUUGUGGCCGACCGCCUCCUCGUCGAGCUCGACUGCCCAAAGAUUUACAAGGUCGAAAAUCCUUUCGACUUCAUGGAGAUGAUUUCGUUGGAGGGCAAAACCAACUUCUUCGAGAAGAAAGUAUCCGAGUACGCCCGCGCUGGCGUCAUGGCCCACUUGGACGCCGAUCCUGACUCCGUCGAGAACCAGUUCAGCCUCGACUGCGAAUUCUGA